Messenger RNA from Musa acuminata AAA Group (dessert banana), 778 nucleotides. RefSeq names its product NAC domain-containing protein 21/22-like. Bases 115 to 753 code for a protein of 212 amino acids. The record is from RefSeq and is a predicted model, not a curated record. Gene Ontology annotation, biological process: regulation of DNA-templated transcription. The transcript has 3 exons. NCBI's taxonomy places the organism in Eukaryota, Viridiplantae, Streptophyta, Magnoliopsida, Zingiberales, Musaceae. Gene Ontology annotation, molecular function: DNA binding.
AAUCCUUCUUACUCGACUUAGCAAGAAGAAUGACUCGAGAACAAAUCUGCAUGUCGCCAUCAACGUCAACAAGCAACGUGGGAAGGAUGAUAGGAGCGGGAAAAAGAAUGUGGCAUGAUUCAUCCCCUCUCCCUGCAACCUCCAAUCUAUGCCAUGCUAUUGCUCCCCUUUAAAGUUGACUUGGCGAACCUAUUCAUACAACACCUAAGCCCCCCCCUAGCCUUAAUACAUCCCAUCCCAUCAUUGCUUCCAUUCUGUGGCUUGGCGGCUCUCAUGAACGCCACCAUGAGCAUGUUGAGCAUGGUGGAGGCGAAGCUGCCUCCAGGUUUCAGGUUCCACCCGAGGGACGACGAGCUCGUCUGCGACUACCUCGCCGCGAAGGCCGCCGGAGGCAGCACCGAGAGCGGUUCCAUGAUGAUGGUGGAUGUUGAUCUCAACAAGUGUGAGCCAUGGGAUCUCCCUGCUGCCGCAUGUGUUGGGAGCAACGAGUGGUACCUCUUCAGCCUUCGAGAUCUGAAGUACGCGACCGGGCAGCGGACCAACCGGGCGACCAUGUCAGGCUACUGGAAGGCCACAGGGAAGGAUAAACCAGUGACCCGAAAAGGAUUGCUGGUUGGGAUGAGGAAGACUUUGGUGUUCUAUCAAGGAAGAGCUCCCAAGGGGAAGAAGACAAAGUGGGUCAUGCAUGAAUUCCGCAUGGAAGGAUCUGAUGGUGCUCCAAAGUUGCCUUUCAAGAGCCACGAGCAGGUUUAAGGCUUACAUUAGAGCUUUGUUGGAA